Aegilops tauschii subsp. strangulata is the source of this 1104-nucleotide messenger RNA. NCBI's taxonomy places the organism in Eukaryota, Viridiplantae, Streptophyta, Magnoliopsida, Poales, Poaceae. The record is from RefSeq and is a predicted model, not a curated record.
UAAGCUCAAGUACCAUGGAACCUUUACCAUGGUGCUUCACUGCCCUCCUCGUCAUCUCCAGCUUGCGGCCACCCAUGGCCACUGCUAACACCUACGCCACUGUCUGCGGCAAAAGAUCCAAUUUCUCGGCCAACAGCACCUACCAACACAAUCUCCAGUAUGUCACCACAUACCUCGUCAACGAGGCCGCCUUCAGUGGCGGGAAUGGCUUCGCUCAGACGUGGGGGGGCGCCGCCCCAGAUAUGGUUUCUGGCCUUGGCAUCUGCCGCGGGGACACGCCGGACAACGUCACCUGCUACGAGUGCCUGUCCUCCGCCGCAGUAGAGGCGUCGACACUCUGCCCGGAUGACAAGGACGCCACACUCUUCUACGACGGCUGCAUCGUGCGCUUCUCCGACCAGGACUUCGUCUCCUCCGGUCAUAACGAGCCGGAGGUCGUCCUCAACAGCACGAACAAGGUGAACCCUGCGGCAGUGGCCAACAGCUUCGACGUGCUCGUGGACACGCUGAUGAACAAGACUGCAGAGCAUGCGGCGGCGGCGAGCGAUGCCUCUCACAGGAAGGUAGCCACCGGCGAGGCCUUGUUCGAUGGGGCCGAUCCGCAAACAAAGAUUUACAGCAUGGCGCAGUGCACGCCAGACCUGACGUCUGGCGGAUGCAAAAACUGCCUCCGGCUUGAGAUGGACAAAAUGGCCCUUAGGGUACCUGGCGUACUGGGACAGAGGGUUGCUGGGGUGAGAUGCAACGUCCGAUUCGAGGUGUAUCCGUUCUAUAUCGGGGAGGCCAUGGUUCGUAUUGAAGGAACGCCGGCGCCAUCACCUGCGCCAUCAAAGUCGAGGCUGCCGGCGCCUCCUGCACCACCGAACCCUGCAAGUCCACCGAGCAAAGGAGGUAUAUACAGUAUAUACAUAUAUAAGCACCUUUAACUAUGGAGUUACACGACAGAGUGAUAUUCAUAUUCAGAAAGUUCGUAUGGUGUACAUGACCUAGUGGUGUCACCGCUACCUGCUUCUAUGCCAUGCUGAAAUAUUCGCCUAGAUUUUCAAAUUUUUUUGCGAAUGCCUAGAUUUUCAUUUUGCCGGGAUAGAAUUUUUUUUUUGCGAG